GCGCGAGAGACGGUUGUUGUUUGCGGAUUUCACCCGGAUGGAGGGCGACCGGCGGAGACGAUCAACCGUGGGCCGAAGUUCAGCUCGCUCGGGUCAGCGGCCGGAUCCCCGGACGGACGGAUCUCCGCUCCUCCCGCCCGUCAGUGAGCGCCUGGCCUUCCUCCGCCCUUCCCGGGAGCUGCUGGAGUAUUACCGGCUGAAGAUCGCAGAGUUUGAUGAGGAACACGAGAGACUCCUGAAAAGGCUGGAGAACUACAGAGCGACCUAUGAAGAGCAGCAUAAACUCCAAUGGGAGAUGAGGCAGAGGGAAGAGGAAAUUGAGGAGUUACAGAAAGCGCUCAGCGACAUGCAGGUUUAUCUCUUUCAGGAACGUGAGCACGCACUGAGACUGUAUGCUGAAAAUGACCGGCUGAAGAUCAGGGAGUUAGAAGAUCGGAAAAAGAUUCAACAUCUCUUGGCCCUGGUGGGCCCUGAAGCAGAAGCAACCACUUACUUUCACAAAGAGCCACCACACAAGGUCACUGUUCCCCAACGAACUGUGCAGCAUGGAUGCACUGAAACCAGAUCUUCAAAGAAUGGUCAUAAGAAAAUAGCAUCAAAAGUGACCAGAGGUUUGAGUCCUACUGCCCCAGAAAACUACCAGAAAGAUAAUCAAACUCUGCUACUCCAGGUUGAAGCCUUGCAGUCCCAGUUGCAGGAGCAAACAGAAUUGGCGAAAGAUCAAAUUGAUGCGUUGUUGGAAGAUCGAAGGAUUCAUACGGAGGAGGCACAUGUGCAGCAUGAACGGGAUAAAGACAAAAUCAAAUCUCUGACAGACAAACUGCACAAGACUCAGAAUCUACUUUAUGAGAGUACCAGAGACUUCCUGCAGCUGAAAUUUGAGGGUCGAGAUGCUGAAAAAGUGUGGAUGGCUGAGAAGGAUCAUCUGUUGCAGGAGCUGGACAGGCACAGUGAGCUGAGAAAUAGAGGCUGCGACCCUGAGAUGCAAUUGCUUCAAGAGUCACCUAUGGAACAUGAGAUACAACGGAUACAAAGUGAGGAAAUAAAGGCACUGGAGGAACAAGUAAACCAAGCGCAUCGAUUGGCAGACAUGUAUAGGGAGCAGUGUGUGACACUGGAGAAUGACUUGGCACAGAUUCGGGAAGAAGGGGACAUAGGGCGCCAGCUGUUUAAGGAACGUUCUGAUAAAACAGUGAAGCGGCUUCAACUAAUGACACAGCGAUAUGAGGCACUAGAAAAGCGACGAGGGAUGGAAGUGGAAGGCUUUAAAAAUGACAUCAAGCUGCUGCGGCAGCGGCUGAAGGAUGUGGAGAAGCAGCUAUUCAAGGUAACGCUUGGAAUCGGGCCUGACCAAGAUCUUGCUAUCCUUCAUGAGGUGCGUCAAACAAACAGUCAGUCAAGGAAGAUCCAAGGAGAACUCAAGAAUCUGAAGGCGAAAAUUUAUGGCUUAGAAAAUCAAUUGCGAUUUGGCUAACAUUUUCUCGUGGAGUGGUCACCACAUUUUCAGUAUCUGGUAUGGCUGCGUCAGUAGCACUAAUGCUAAAGCGACAAAGUGAUUUGAACAUUGCAUCCCGGCCAUCGGACAUGGUUUAUUUAAAACCAAAUGUUAUGAUGGGCUUGUGUCAACUUUGCAGAGAGGAACAGAACAAGUUGAGAAAAAAUAUCUUUGAGCAACCCCUUUAUAUUCCUGUAGACAUGAAAUAUGAAUGGUUCACAAAUUUGAUCAAAUGUUCAGUCAAACUUCAUCGAUUUCACUUUCCCAGAAAUUAGUUCUUUUAUUUCCCGUUUUUUUCAAAAGUAAGUGGGGUGAAGGAAGCCAUUUCCAAGGGCACACUGAACAGUCUGACCCAUGAAGUUGUACAGUCAAAAUCGGUAUUUUGUGUGAUGACUGUUUUAAUUUUUGUAUAAUUUGAGAUUUCAUUGGUUUGCUUGAUGAUGUCACCGGGAAAAGCUUUGCAUGAAUUAUUGAGCCAGAUCAGAAAUGCCAGCUUGGUCCAAACCAAGUGUGCUACAGAAGCUAUUUUCAGAAACCUGGGGUUGGA
This is a messenger RNA of Carcharodon carcharias (great white shark), 2042 nucleotides long. RefSeq names its product coiled-coil domain containing 77 (gene ccdc77). The transcript has 11 exons. Gene Ontology annotation, cellular component: centrosome. The record is from RefSeq and is a predicted model, not a curated record. The coding region runs from base 38 to 1474 and encodes 478 amino acids. NCBI's taxonomy places the organism in Eukaryota, Metazoa, Chordata, Chondrichthyes, Lamniformes, Lamnidae.